This is a messenger RNA of Lolium perenne, 4282 nucleotides long. RefSeq names its product probable disease resistance protein At1g61300. Gene Ontology annotation, molecular function: ADP binding; protein binding; ATP hydrolysis activity. The record is from RefSeq and is a predicted model, not a curated record. Lineage: Eukaryota; Viridiplantae; Streptophyta; Magnoliopsida; Poales; Poaceae.
AGGCUUUGAAUAAAGUGCAAGUGCAGAAAAUGGACAAAUAAGAUUUACAUCUUCUCCUCCGGCUCUCAAAGCGCAUCGACGGUGGAGGAGCAGGGAAAAAAUCAGCAAAGUUUGGUGGGAUCUCAUGUAAGCGAGAGAGAGAGAGAGCAGCGUCAAGCAAAGAACCAUGAAAGCGACAUGACGCAGCCAGCACCAUGGAAAGCGCAGACAAGAACAUUUCUAUCCCUAGCGCAGCACAUGGAAGCAGCGCCGAAAGCGAGCUCGCAGCUCUGUUGCACGAAGCGACGUGAGGAAGACGAUUAGCUGAUUUCUGGCCGCGUGAUGCUAAUCGGACGGCAACCGAUUUCUGGCAUGCAGAACGGGCGACCGACGCCACGAGCCUAUCGACUAGCUUCUCUCGAGCGUGUGUCGUCCAAAGAGAAAUCACUCGCGCUGCCUCCCCUCGCGUCUCGUCAGGACACCCAACCUGCCGCCGUGCGCUUCUUUCCGGUGAAUUCCUCAGCAUACCGGCGGUUCGCCCCGGCGCCGGCGCGCGGUGGUGGACAUCAGCAGCUUCUCCACAGUGCCUAUUCUUAAGUUAAAAUGAGUGGUGAUUGGUGCGGACCUACUAUCAAUACGAUCAUAACUCCAUGCUACAAUCCUCUUGCAAAGCAUGUAUCGUAUUGCUUCAUGGCUGGCUCAAAAGUGAGGGACCACAGGAUAGAAAUUGAGGCUCUGAAACUCAAACAGGUAGCCGUCCAACAGAAGAUUCGAGACGACGAGCAUACGUUGGAAGCUGUUCCAACAGACCAGGCAAGAUUAUGGCUGGAAUCGGCGAAUAGAGUUGUAUCUGAAGAAGAGGCAAACCACCUUCUGUUCGAACAGAGGUACCGAUUAUGCGGGUGCUUCUACCCAAAUUUCUUGGAAAACUAUAAGAUCAGUAAGCGGGCAGAUGAGCAGCAGAAACAGGUAAAAUCAAUCAUGAGUAAUGCACCAGGCGAUAAUAAUAUCACACGUGCGCCAGAUCCACGUCGUGUCGAGAGUAUGCUCGUAGAUCCUGCUCCUAUGCCGCAAAGCAGAGAGGUUAUUCUCGAGGAUGCUCUCCGGUUCAUCAUGAGCAAUGAUCCCAAUGAGGGGAAAAUUGGAAUGUGGGGUCCAGACAAAGAUGAUAACACAAAUCUCCUCAAGCAUAUCAACAAUUCAUUUCUGGAACAAAGUCUCUUCGAUUUUGUUAUCUUUGUUCCAAGCCCCAGCGAUUGCUCGGUAACAAAUAUUCAAUCUGAAAUCAUAAGCAGGCUCGGUAUGAAGCAGGAUGGUAAUGAGGCAACUCGAGCCACCAGGAUACAUGGACAGCUUGAGAAUAAAAAUUUCCUCCUGAUUGUGGAUGACCUCCGUCAGAAUCUGGACCUUCGAGCCGUUGGCAUUCCAUAUCCUCUUGGAUUCGUGGGAGAGAAGAAGAGGAAAGUGGUAAUCAUGUCACUGUCAGGAUACAGAUCCGUAGGUAAUCUGAUGGGUGUGAACAAAUAUAUUGAACUGCCUAUUUUGCAAGAGGAGGAAGCACGCGAGCUAUUUAGACAGUCAAUAAAUUACCAAGGAGAUCUUUAUUCUGAUCCCCGCAUUGGAACACAUGCUACUGAUCUGGUACGGGCAAUAAAUGGCCUGCCAUCGGAACUGGUACGUUAUGGGAAGUCAAUGCAUGGAAUAAUGGAUGCAAGUUCCUGGAAAGUUGCUAUAGAUGAUGCAGCAAGUAAAUUUUCUAGGUUACGUUCGAUAAAAGACACUCUCUGUCUCAUUGAGGAUGAUCCCACGUUGGGAGUAAUUGGAAUAUGGGGUCCAGGUGGAGUGGGCAAAACACAUCUUCUGAAAAAAAUCCUGGGCUUUUUCAGAGGAAGGAUGACUGUUAUAUGGGUGACGGCCUCCAAGGAAUGUUCAAUGUUAGAGGUCCAAACACAAAUUUUAGACGAGCUAAAACUGGAAGGGGAUGGCAAUGUGGGAACCCAAAGUAGCAUGAUUCGUGGCUUCCUGGAGAAUAAAAACUUGUUGUUACUGUUGGAUGACCUUUGGGAAAGAAUUGAUCUGGAAGCAGUUGGCUUACCACUUCCCCUUGGAAUUGAACCUUUGAGCAAACUAAAGAGAAAAGUUGUGCUCACAACAAGAUUUAGAUCCGUUUGUGGCGGGAUGGAGGUGAAAAAACAGAUUAAAGUUCCAUAUCUGCAGGAGAAUGAGGCAUGGGAGCUAUUCAGAGAGAAGGUCGGAGACCAAACUCUUUUUUCUCCUGGUAUUGAGGAUCGUGCAAGAAUACUUGUGACUGAAAUGAAGGGCUUGCCUUUAGCUUUGGUAACUGUGGGAAGGGCAAUGUAUGAGAAAUUUUGUCCAGAUCAAUGGGAUUCUGCCAUCCAACAUAUGAAAAAUUCAUGUUGCAUUGACACAAAUGAAGACCCCCUGGAGAUGGAGAAAGAAGUUUUUAGAACGAUCAUGUUUAGCUAUGAUAGCUUGAAAAGCGAGAGGUUGAAGAACUGUUUCUUGACUUGUGCACUGUGGCCAGAGGAUAGGCAGAUUCACAGGGAAGAGCUCGCUCGAUGCUGGAUUGGGUUAGGUCUAGUGGAUGUGGGGGACAUACAAAGUCCCUACACAAAAGCUUAUAGUCUGAUGGACGACCUUAUAGGUGCAUGUCUGUUAGAGGGCGUUGGAAAAUCGAAUCAUCAUGUCAAACUACAUGAUGUGAUUCGUGAUAUGUCUUUAUGGAUCUCUUGUGGCUGUGGUGAGAACAAUGGCAACUGGUUUGUCCGUGCAGGAGUUGGCCCAGAUGAAAAUUUUGGCAUCCCUUGGAGCAGUGCAGAAUGCAUCUCAUUAAUGUUCAACAGGAUGAAGAAACUUCCUUUUAUUUGUGAUCCGCUGAAACUGAGGGUCUUAUUCCUUCGAGGCAAUAUGUGGGAUGAAACAAUAAUAGAUGGAGUACUUGUGAAUUGCUCUAAACUGACAUAUCUGGACUUGAGCCGUAAUAGACUCAAGGGGAUAUCUGAAAGCUUAUGUCGCCUGACAGAAUUGAAGCAUCUCGAUUUGUCAGAUAAUCGGAAGAUAGAGGAAGUGCCUCACAGCUUUGGAAACCUCAUUAAGCUCAAGUUCCUGUACCUGCAGGGCAAUGACAUAGAAAAAAUACCAAAUGAGGUCAUAUCUAGACUUGAAGCAUUGGAAAUAAUACACGUGGAUCUUAUCUUGGUGUCUGAUUGUAUUAGAUCUAAUGUAUAUAGAGAGUUGGCCACACUGAAUCACUUGAAAGUUGUUAAUACAUUAGUAGGACUUUCAGAUACAUGGACAUCACUUCAUGAUGCGGCUGACCUACCCAUUCGGUCUUUAAUUCUGGCACCAUCUGCUGAAAAAAAGGAAUUCCAUCUUUAUGAUAUUUUAUCAUUGGACUUCGCACAAACGACCUUGUAUGAACUGUAUAUUGAAGGCGGCCAGGAUCUGACAGAUAUAACAUUAAUACGUAGGCCUGAACAACAACCCUACAGUUUUGGUGUUCUCAAUAAGCUGAUCAUGCGUCGUUUGGCAGCAUUGACAACAGUAAAAUGGAUGGGAACAUCUCCAACAUAUGUAUUUCCAUGGCUCACUUGUUUGAAAGUGUCACGCUGCACCAAGCUAUUGAACCUGUCUUGGGCGAUGUAUCUGCCUUGCCUUGAAAAACUCAAUGUACGCGUCAGUAAUAGCAUGCGGAAGGCUUUUACAAGGUAUCAUGUUGACAACGUGUGGAGUGGACAAGAGAGUUCCCAGACAUUUCCUUGCCUCAAGCACCUUUGUCUUGAGUACUGCAAAAGGCUGGUCACUAUUGCGGAUCCUGAUGUGGCAUUCCCAUCCCUAGAGUUGCUGGAGAUUAGAGGUUGUCCAGAGCUGAAGAAGCUUCCUUUUGACAUGGCCAGCUUGCCACAAAGUCUGAAGGUUCUACGGAUGGAUUAUACUGAAUCCUGGGAGCGAUUGGAAUUGGAAGAAGAUGUCAGAUCUUUCCUUCAACCCAGACUUCAAUAUAGAUACCGAUAAAUACCAUGAGCAAACAGUCCAUUCCAUAUCUGUAUCUCGGCUGGGAGUGUUAUCAGGCAUGUUUAUACAGCGUGCACGGAAAUGCUCCUUUGGGCUCCAGAGUUGUCAUCGUCUUUGCUCUGCAUUUUCCUUUCCCUGUGUUUUGAGUUUCAGUUUCGUCAGGUCCUGUGUUCUGAGCUGGACGUACAAGUAUUGUAAGCCAGAGACGUGAUGUGUUCACGCUGCGUUGGUUGUUGUUGGCGGUAAUUUACGACAAUGUUUCUUCUUG